UAAGCCAAACACAUGGCGUAAAGUUUUUUUAAUUUCAUUCAGUUUAUGAAAACUUUGUGAAACAAUAGGCAAUCAUUUCGUCACCUGUUUUGUGGACCACUUCGCGUAUAUAAAGCUAAGACUUAAGACACCACUCAAGACAUGGAGAAUAAAGACAUUAACAACGAGUCAAACCCAUCGAAGAAGGCUCUGAAGAAGCAGCAGAAGGCGGCCGAUAAGGCUCUGAAGAAGAGUGAGAGAGCAGAGGCCAGGAAUGACACGAAGAUUGGCGAAGAGGGAGACGCCGAAGACGUGUCUCAAGGCAUGUAUGGCGUGUCACCGAUGAUCCGGUCCAGUGAUCGACCCAAACGCCAAUUGGUUGCCGUGAAAGACGUGAACAAAUCGUUGGACAAUAAGACGAUUUGGUUGAGAGGACGGCUGCACACGAGUCGUGCCAAAGGAAAGCAGUGCUUCUUUGUCUUAAGACAACAACACUAUAGUAUCCAAUGUUUGGCUGCUGUCUCGCAAACGGUGUCCAAAGCGAUGAUCAAAUUCAUUGCUUCCGUCACUAAAGAGUCCAUCAUUGAUGUUGAGGGAGUCGUGCGAUCGGUUCCGACACCAAUCGAGAGCUGUUCUCAACGCGAAGUCGAGAUACAUGUGAACCAACUGAUGGUUGUGAGCGCUUCUGAGGCCAGACUUCCCCUUCAGAUCGAAGACGCGUCGAGACCUGACAGCGAGAGCGCACACAACGAGUCGGCCAAUGAUUGA
Oppiella nova is the source of this 747-nucleotide messenger RNA. NCBI's taxonomy places the organism in Eukaryota, Metazoa, Arthropoda, Arachnida, Sarcoptiformes, Oppiidae. The record is from the annotation of a GenBank genome assembly.